AUGGAUCACACAGCUCUUGCUUCAUUCCAAUUUGGAGAUCACUGGGACUUCUCCUUUGACAUGACUUCCAUCUCCAGCAACUAUGAUAUCAGGCUGGCACAGCUCCGGGUUCAUCUGCUGACCUUCUCUCAAACUAGAAAUAUCACUGUGCACAUUUAUCACAGCCACAACCACACGUGUUAUGGGAAUCAGACCUGCACAGAUAGGAUGUUCCUAGGUUCGUUUGUGAGUAGCCUCUCCCUCAACCAUUCACCCUGGAAAGUCUUCAACAUCACUGGCUUAUUACAUUUUUGGCUCCACCAAGGGCUGCCAUCAGGCAUUGAGAUUCCAGAAGUCCCACAGGAAGACUGGGAAGAGGGGAAUAUAUUUGAGGACAAUAGUAACCCAACAGCUGGUGCCUUCCAGGAUAAGCAUGUCCAUAAUAAUUCUAGAGAAGACAAGAAGCAUUUUGUCCACAAUGGGCCUGACAGAGCACUCCUGGUGAUCUUCUCCAAAGAUAAGGAACCCAUGGAGCCUUCUCAGGGUUCAAGUCUCAUUAAAACCGUAGAGAUGUCCAAGCAUGUUCUGUUUGACAACACGACUAAAGAAGCUGGAGGACGUCGCCAUCGUAGGAACAGGAAACAAAAACAAAGAAUUAAACUGAGCUCUCUCCAAUCCUCCAAAUGGGCGGAGGAAGGCAGAUUUCUAUGCAAAAGAGUCGAUAUGAUGGUGGAUUUUGAUAAGACUGGCUUUGGAAGCUGGAUUGUACAUCCCAAGAAGUACAACGCAUAUCGAUGUGAAGGAGAAUGUCCAUCACCUGUCGAUGAGACCUUCAAACCAACAAAUCAUGCUUAUGUUCAGAGCUUGCUGAAGGUAUACCAACCUAACCGAGUGCCUUGCCCAUCCUGUGCUCCAAUCAGGCUAAGUCCAUUGUCCAUGCUGUAUCACGAGAAAGGAAGAAUAAGGGUCCGUCACCAUGAAGACAUGGUAAUUGAAGAAUGCGGCUGCAACUGA
This is a messenger RNA of Protobothrops mucrosquamatus (brown spotted pit viper), 993 nucleotides long. It is a transcript of the gene NODAL, whose product is annotated as nodal growth differentiation factor. NCBI's taxonomy places the organism in Eukaryota, Metazoa, Chordata, Lepidosauria, Squamata, Viperidae. Bases 1 to 993 code for a protein of 330 amino acids. Gene Ontology annotation, biological process: SMAD protein signal transduction; BMP signaling pathway. The record is from RefSeq and is a predicted model, not a curated record. Gene Ontology annotation, cellular component: extracellular region. The transcript has 3 exons. Gene Ontology annotation, molecular function: type I activin receptor binding; growth factor activity; cytokine activity.